AGGGGCAUCAAAAAUGACCUUGCUCUUGUCUCGAGUCUCUCAUCUCUCUGUGUAUGUUUUGCUAAAACCUUUACUUCUCAGCCAAAAAAAUUCGUCAAGAUCUGAGAUCGAAAGCAAUUAAUAUAUUUCAGAGAGAAAGAGAAGCCUUAAAUGUGAUGUACGUGAAGAAUGGCUUCGUCAAUUUCUAAAACCCGAAACCUUCAAACAUACUUCUCAAGUGCUAAUAGAAUACCUAAACUUACUCCUCUAUUCUCCACAUCUAAUCGGGUUCUUUCCACACUUGCAGAAUCUCCAAUUGAUUCUUCGUUUCAAGCUCAAGAGAAAAAAUCAUGGUCGAGAUAUCUUCUUUUCCUUCCUGGUGCUAUCACUUUUGGUCUUGGAACUUGGCAAAUUUUUCGAAGACAAGACAAGGUUGAGAUGCUCGACUAUAGGAGGAAUAGGUUGGGACUCGAUCCUGUUGUGUGGAACAACAUUUCCUCUUCUUCUUCAAGUGGAGAUUCGGGGUCUCUGGAAUUUAGGAGAGUGAUGUGCGAAGGUAUUUUUGAUGAGAGUAAGUCAGUUUAUAUCGGACCUCGUUCCAGGAGUAUUUCAGGAGUGACAGAAAAUGGCUACUAUGUCAUUACACCUCUAGUGCCAAACUCAAGUGACCCUAAGAGUGUGCAGUCACCAGUUUUGGUUAACAGAGGAUGGGCUCCACGCAGCUGGAGAGAGAAGCAUCAAAAGGAUUCUCAAAAUGUUGAACCAGUUUCCAAUAUAAAAAUUGUCGAUGAUGGAGAAACUGAAGGAAGCUCUAGAUGGAAGUUUUGGUCUAAGAAGCCUAUAGCUAAAACUGUUGAGGAUCCAGUAAUCUAUUCUACUCCUUCUGUGAAAGUUAUUGGUGUGAUUCGCGGAAGUGAGAAACCUAGUAUUUUUGUCCCUGCAAAUGAUCCCUGUUCCGGUCAGUGGUUCUAUGUUGAUGUACCUGCGAUUGCACGUGCAGCUGGAUUGCCCGAGGAUACUCUCUAUCUUGAAGAUAUCAAUGACAAUGUUGAUCACGGUAACCCGUACCCUCUCCCAAAGGAUGUCAAUACUUUGAUCCGCAGUUCAACCAUGCCACAGGACCAUCUCAAUUAUACACUGACGUGGUAUUCUUUAUCAGCUGCGGUAACGUUCAUGGCUGUGAAGAGGUUAAAGCCCAAAAAGAUUCGAAGAUAAAAACCUCCUCAAUGUAAUCGUAGAUCGAAUAUUUUGUUUUUGAAUUUAUUCUUAGUCAGCCGGUGACAGAAUACUGUGACUCAGAAUAAGAGAACAGUUAAAAUCAAAUCAUACAAUUACACAUCUUGGAUAUACAAUUUGGCAGGGAUACAAUUUGGUUUGUUUAUUUUCUGGUUUUGGAUGUACAAUUUGGCAGGGAUACCUGCUAGUUCUUAUGGAAACAAUGCAUGCUGCCAUUUGCCAAAAUGAAA
Messenger RNA from Papaver somniferum (opium poppy), 1445 nucleotides. RefSeq names its product surfeit locus protein 1-like. Gene Ontology annotation, cellular component: membrane. The record is from RefSeq and is a predicted model, not a curated record. The transcript has 6 exons. NCBI's taxonomy places the organism in Eukaryota, Viridiplantae, Streptophyta, Magnoliopsida, Ranunculales, Papaveraceae. The coding region runs from base 169 to 1194 and encodes 341 amino acids.